Molecule: messenger RNA, 3751 nt
Organism: Argiope bruennichi
Lineage: Eukaryota; Metazoa; Arthropoda; Arachnida; Araneae; Araneidae
Product: alkaline phosphatase, tissue-nonspecific isozyme-like
Exons: 8
Coding region: 43-1677 (544 amino acids)
Biological process (GO): dephosphorylation
Molecular function (GO): alkaline phosphatase activity
Source: RefSeq, a predicted model, not a curated record
AGCACGAGGUCGGAAGGAUUGGAACGGUGAUAGCUCGUAACCAUGGUAACCGGACGUCAAAUCAUCUUCCUUCUCCUGGCAAUGAGCGGGACUACAGUUUUCGGAAGCGAUUUUAAAAUAUCGGCUGCAGAACAAUCUCCGACCUUCUGGUUCGAAAUGGGACAAGAAGACCUGCAAGAUUCUCUGCGAGUGGUUCCGAACACGCGAAUAGCCAAGAACCUCAUUAUCUUCGUUGGCGAUGGAAUGGGCUUGAGCAAUGUCAUGGCCGCACGAGUUUACCAAGGCCAAAGUGAAGGUCGCCCUGGAGAGGACAGUCAACUCAGUUUCGAAAAGUUUCCGUACGUCGCACUGUCGAAGACAUACAGUGUUAAUCAUCAAGUACCUGAUUCCGCUUCAACCGCAACCGCUCUUUUUACCGGCACCAAGACGAACUCUGCUACCAUUGGAGUGUCCGCUCGGGCCAGGGUCAACGACUGCGAUUCUCUUUUCGGAAACGAACUCACCUCCAUUUUGGAUUGGGCUCAAGAGUCAGGGAAAGCAACAGGUUUGGUGACUACCACUCGAGUCACUCAUGCUACCCCUGCUGCACUCUAUGGCCAUAGUCCUCACAGAGACUGGGAAAGUGACUCCAAGAUGCCGAAGAACGCCAGCCGAUGCAAAGAUCUCGCAAGGCAGCUGGUGGAGGACUUGCCAGGGAGAGAUCUCAGGGUCAUUUUCGGCGGUGGCCGAAGACAGUUCAAGCCCGUGACGCACAUGGACUCCGUGGCGAACAAAACCGGCGCCAGGUUGGACGGCCUGGACCUCAUCGAUUACUGGCUGAAGGAGAAGAAGAAUCGGAAUGCCAGGGCCAAAUACAUCACGACCGCCGCAGAACUCGCCGCCCUCAACAAAGGGAACGUUGAUUACGUUUUGGGCCUCUUCAACCACAACCACAUGAAGUUCGAAGUGGACAAAAAGAAGGAUCACAUGGAAGAGCCUUCUCUGACAGACAUGACGCGAGCAGCCAUCAACAUGCUGCAAAAAUCGAACAAAGGAUUUUUCUUAAUGGUUGAAGGUGGAAGAAUCGACCAUGCUCAUCAUCUCAACAACGCUAAACGUGCUCUGUCCGAAACAGUAUCCAUGGCCGAUGCCGUGCAGGCGGCAAUUAACAUGACUUCCUCGAAGGAUACUCUCGUCGUGGUGACCGCUGACCAUUCCCAUGUCUUGACGGUCAAUGGCUACCCGAAGAGAGGGAAUCCUAUCCUGGGAGUCGCCGGCACGUCAAAUAAGGACAACCUCACCUACACCACGCUGCUCUACACAAAUGGCCCCUCUUAUCAUAUGAUUCACGGGAAAAGGCGGAAUCUUAGCGGCACGGAUACAGAAUCGAAAAAUUUCUUCCAAGAUGUUCUCGUUCCUUUAUCAGACGAAACCCACGGAGGUGAAGAUGUUCCUAUUUAUGCGACCGGACCCAUGGCUCAUCUAUUCCGUGGUGUCGUCGAACAAAGCUAUGUAGCCCAUGUCAUGGCAUACGCAGCCUGCAUCGGAAGAAACAAGCAGCACUGUCAGCGCAUAGGGGAGAGGUUGCCACUGACAGCUGCAGAUGACAACAGUGCAAACCAUGUACAACAUUCCUUAUACUUAUUCUUUAUCAUCACGUUCCAAAUAGCUAUUGUUUUCCUUCUUUCCAGACAUUGACGAAUUUGUGUGGAGUAAAACACGUCGAUCUAGGAAGCCUUUACCUCAACAUCCCACAAAGAUCAUGCUAAAUUCCAUUUCAUUAGCAUUCCUAUCAUUAUACAAUGCGAAUUAAGACUUGGGGAAGGGAAUAUCUUUAGUAAUAAGUUGAUCUUUACUUUUAUUUCAAUACAGCAGUAAUUGUCAUAAUGAUGUCAUGGAAAUACACUAACGUCUUUCCAUGUGGAUAUCGAAGCUUUAUUCUGUGAUUCAGUAACUUUGCGACGUUAGAGGAAGGAAAAUUUGGUGAAAUGUUAUGGAUGCCAGUUUUAGAGAACAUCAUGCAGACAAAUGUUUGUAUCACUUUUUAGAGCCAAAUAUUAUACAGAUAGCGCUAUUUUUUUUAAGCCACUGAUUAUUCCUUUAUUUACCGACAGUACUUUAAAUUACCGUUUAAAUCCGGCUGAUAUCUUCACAAUAUGACCAUUUUUUCUAACAAGAACGCAUUUGCAAUAGAAAGUAAUACAUGUUAACUAAAAAUAACAUUAAAUAUUCUUUUAUAAAUUUAAUUUAAUUAUUUUAAUUAAUUAAAAAAGUUUUUUCUUUCUUCCUGGGUUUAUUCUGUACCAAAAUUUAUAUAAUAGUUUAAAAAUAAAUUUGAAAAACUGAUGGUAAAACAAUUCGGCAAAUAAAUGGCUGAACUUAGUGAGUGGAGAAAAAUUAUACUAUAAGCACAGCUUCACUUAUUUUCGCUAAGCCACUGCCACUGUAAAAAGUAUCAUCAACAGUUGUGGUUUGGAUUAUACAGGCAGCAUUGGUAAAAAAACUGCUGUAUCAAAAUUUGAUGUCUCUAACCUCAUAAAAAGUCAUACACUUCAAAAUGUAAAAAUAACAAUAAACACAUAAAAGCACAAUAAUUUUAACAUAUUUUUGUUUCGAUUAGCAUCGGAAGAUUUUAAAAAUUUUAAAUCAUAUAAUUAUAUUUUAAAAUUUUGCGACAUUUGUAAUCAUAAAACUCUUUGCAAGGAAAACUCGCAUCCAGAUUCGUAAAAAAAUGUUAUUGUAAAAUAUUAAAACUGCAAUGAAAUGAGACUGCCAUGACUUCAUUCUGAUCUCUUAGUGCUGUAAAUGUUGCAUUACGGAGGUUAGGAAAGGUAACCUUAAAAAUGCUGUGCGAACCUUAAAAUCAAUACGGUCUAAGGUUUCAUUUGUACAAAAGUGGAAAGAAAACAUUACAGUAAGUUCAUAUUAUGGCAAUUUUUGGUGUUAAAAAUUUAGAAGAAAAAAAAUGUCAUAAAAUGUGUUUGCUGUAUAUUAAUUUUUUUCUUUUAUUGAGAUGGGAUGUUACUUUAUACAUCUUUCAUUUUGGUGGGGUAAAAAUAUUGUCAUCAAGCUUCAAAAUAAUUUUUAAGUGGAUUUCUACACAUGCAAAAAGUGUUCGUUGUUGAAUGUUUUAUUUGUGUUUGUCUAUUUCACUUGGAGGUGGUUUCGGGUUGUGGAAUUGUAUCACUAAAAAGUUCCCUUUGCAUUGUUCUUAGAUAACGUAUGUGUACCAUAACCUCUAAAAAAUAACGCAUUUAGUCAUUAAUAUAAAUUAUCACUACGGGUAGUGAAAUAAUUUCCGCGAGUAUAUGAUAACCCUUAAUGAAACAAAGCAUGAAGAUUCAUUUGUAUUAUAUGUAAAUGUACAAUAAUAAUAAUGUACAAUAAGAAGUAAUGAAAAACAUCUUUUUUUUUUCUGUACUGAGUUCAGAUUUCUUUGCAUAUAUAAAUUGCCAACUCUCAUUUCAUUUCAUGACAUUACCACAACUUCAAUUCUUACCACUGUUUAAUGAAUAGUUUCGACUUUUUUGCAUCUGGAAAGUCUCAAAGGAAAUGUUCUCUGAAGAUAUUCUGAAAAACCAAAAAUUUUGUUCAGUUCUGAAUGUAUUGAUUGUUGUGUGUAAAAAUACUCAUUUAAUUGUUUUUUCAUUAUGUUCCAUUAUUUUUAUUGCUAAUGUUACGCACAGUGUAACCUAUUCUUUUCAUAUUUAUUCGAAGAACACUUCGCUGUUGUUAGUUUUUAAUUUAUUUCAAUAAAUAUGUUUUUUCUGUC